UGGAGCCAGAAUGGCAAUGCAACGCUGAGAGAGAAAACUUUCAAUUACUUAAGUUCGCAGAAAGAAGUUUACUUCUGGCUUGACUGAAAGGACCAAACCGAAUUCAGAUGGCGACACAACCACAGUAUUCAGACUUAGAGACGGCCAUAAACACCCUGGUCACACAAUUCCAUGCUGCCUCUGCUGACAACGGACCAACUCUGAAAACCGAAGAGUUUAAGAGCCUUCUCUCCACUCAGCUUCCCAACCUGGUCAAGUCCACAGGUGACGAACAGGGCCUGGGGGAGCUCCUGCAGCAGAUGGGUGUGAAAGACAACGAGGGCAUCACCUUUAAGGAUUUCUGGGUCUUGGUCAAGUCGCUGGCCACCACGCAGCAUGGCCUAAUGCGUCCAGAGAAGAGUGCCAGGUGUAGCUGCCUGCUGCUGUAAGGCAUAGGACCAAGAGCAAGGAUCUGGAACCAGUCACACAAACAUAAAGGUAUAGAGGCCAAGUCUGUUAAUUGCCAUUGACCUCCUCAUCCUGUAGUGGCACAGAUCUUGAUCAGUCCUACCCUAAUUCCUGAAUCCAGUCUUCAGCGAGUGCGCCACCCUCAUUCACUCAGCCUAAAGACCCAUGUGCCAAUCCCUUUAUCUAACAAGCAAAACAUCUCUCAUUGUAUGGUCCUCAGAAUUGAAAGCCUUAAUCUCCAGGAACUCCCCUUGCAGGUUACUACAAGCAAAAUUCAUUCAAAAUUCAAUUUCACCAUUCAUUGGCAUUGCCUUUUGCAGUCUCUUAAUUAAUGUGUUUCUGUUGUAUUUAUGUAUUUUGAUUAUAUCAAAGUACU
Messenger RNA from Megalops cyprinoides (Indo-Pacific tarpon), 823 nucleotides. RefSeq names its product protein S100-A12-like. Gene Ontology annotation, cellular component: perinuclear region of cytoplasm. The record is from RefSeq and is a predicted model, not a curated record. The transcript is spliced from 3 exons. The coding region runs from base 108 to 428 and encodes 106 amino acids. Lineage: Eukaryota; Metazoa; Chordata; Actinopteri; Elopiformes; Megalopidae.